Molecule: messenger RNA, 1680 nt
Organism: Bombina bombina (fire-bellied toad)
Lineage: Eukaryota; Metazoa; Chordata; Amphibia; Anura; Bombinatoridae
Gene: PTPN2
Product: protein tyrosine phosphatase non-receptor type 2
Exons: 10
Coding region: 154-1335 (393 amino acids)
Biological process (GO): protein dephosphorylation
Molecular function (GO): protein tyrosine phosphatase activity
Source: RefSeq, a predicted model, not a curated record
UAAUCGAUUGGCCGGUGCAUUGGUUGAUGUCGCAGAUGUGGGCCUUUAGCUGACUCUUCUUCUUCCUGGAGCUACAAUUGCUUGUUAGCUAGAGGUGCCGGUAGAGAUGUGGCUUCAGGGAGGGCUGUGAACUAUAUUCCUGUGACUACUAAUAUGACGGAGGCAGAAGACAUGGAGAGGGAGUUUAACAAAAUAGACGAGGAGAACCGCUGGAGUGCACUGUAUGGGGAAAUUAGAUAUAAAUCUCCUGUGAUGGCCAACAAAGUUGCAAAGAAUGCAGACAACAAGAAUCGUAACAGAUACAGGGAUGUCAGCCCAUUUGACCACAGCCGUGUAAAGCUUCAAAAUGUGGAAAAUGAUUAUAUCAAUGCCAGUCUUGUGGUUGUCGAAGAAGCUCAAAGAAAUUACAUUUUAACCCAAGGCCCACUUCCCAAUACCUGUUGUCAUUUCUGGUUAAUGGUUUGGCAACAAAAAAGCAAAGCAAUUGUGAUGCUGAAUCGAAUCAUUGAAAAGGAUGCGGUGAAAUGUGCUCAGUACUGGCCUACCCCAGAGGAAGAGAUACGACUUUUUAAGGAAACUGGGUUGUGUGUGAAGUUAUUGUCUGAAGAAAUUAAGUCUUACUACACUGUUCGAUUGUUACAAGUACAGAAUAUAAAUACAGCUGAAACAAGAGAGAUUCAACAUUUCCAUUAUACCACAUGGCCUGAUUUUGGAGUUCCAGAUUCCCCAGCUUCAUUCCUAAACUUUUUGUUUAAAGUACGUGAUUCUGGCUCAUUGGAUGCUGGGUAUGGACCUGUUGUCAUACAUUGUAGUGCAGGCAUUGGACGCUCUGGGACAUUUUCAUUGGUUGACACCUGUCUUGUACUGAUGGAAAAAAGGAAGGAUCCAUCUUCAGUUGACAUAAAGCAAGUAUUGUUAGAUAUGAGAAGCUAUCGAAUGGGACUAAUUCAGACACCUGGACAACUCCGAUUCUCUUAUUUGGCCAUAAUAGAGGGAUCAAAGUAUAUAAUGGGAGACUCAAGUCUACAGAACCAGUGGAGAGACAUUUCCAGGGAAGAGCAAUCUCCUAAUAGAGAUUGUUGUCCACCUCCUCAGCGGCUGUCUGAAGAAAAAUACAAUGGAAAUAAACUCUCAGUGGAGGAACAAGCACAGACUGAUGAUUCGGAAUUGUGUGCUAGCUUUAAGGAUAUUGUGGACGGUGAUGCAAAAAAUACUAUGAGGAAAAGAGUCAGAGAAGAUCGGAAAACAAACACAGCACAGAAGGUGCAGCAAAUCAAGCAAAAGCUGAAUGAAGCGGAACGAAAAAGAAAAAGGCAGAGGCUCCUCGACACCUAAACGCCACGACUUGUGAUUAUCCUGCAACAUUUAUACUACGAAACAAUUGACAUGCAAAGCAAGACCUGAAACUCUCUCCAGGAACCUUUUAUGAGGUUUUUGCAAUGAGCUGACCUCAUUGUGUUAUCUGUUUACCACGUAAACUACUCCAUCCAGGGAGAGAAGGACAUCACCAGCAUGAGAAUUGGCAAAACAAGCGCACUUCAUAUGUCAUUGGGUGUUUUCUAAUGCAUGUCAUUUAGAGAUAUAUGUAAAAUACGUUAGAAGAGUACUUUGUAUCAUUCUUUCAUUCACAUUGUAUUUUUAUACUUUUUAACAGCAUUAAAUAUUUUUUUAAACUGUUAA